UUUUUAUCUUUUUCGUUUUUUUUUUUAAAUUUCGAAAUAAAACCAUCUUUCGAAUGUAGCGCAAACAUCACUCUGUUGUUUUUGUGUAGAUUGUCAAUAUCUUAUGACAUUCAACAUAACCUCUUUCAAUCUUUUUGUUUUGGAAAUGAGAAGUUAGCUCGAACUUACGAGAUCAAAAGGUUUCCGCUGUUUUAGAAAUAUGCAGGGUCUGCAACGAAUUGUGUUUCAAAACACAAAAUGCUUAAGUGAUCUGCGACACUAUUGUUACAAGCCGAUCAAAAGACCGACAUUGAAUAGGCCGGAUAAAAGUGAGUUUGUAACCAAGGCUAGCAUCGAAAAGAACGUUUCACUUUCAAAAGUGUUGAAGACGCGUAUUUCAGCGGCCGGCCCCAUUUCCGUGGCUGAAUAUAUGAAGCAUGUAUUGACAAAUCCAAACAGUGGAUACUAUAUGCUAAAAGAUGUAUUUGGUGAAAAAGGAGAUUUCAUAACAUCACCCGAAAUCAGUCAAAUAUUUGCUGAGCUUGUAGCAAUUUGGUGUUUGUCAGAGUGGCAAAAGUGUGGAUCACCAGGUCCUUUGCAAAUUGUUGAACUUGGGCCGGGUCGAGGAACAUUAUCACAAGACAUACUCCGAGUGUUUGCUAAAUUUGGCCUAUCAAAUCAGUUUUCAUUGCAUCUCGUUGAAAUUAGCCCGUACUUGAGUGAAUUACAAGCGAAACGUCUUUGUUGCCAAAGUGCUGAGACAAAAAAAGAAGACCUCGAUUCUGUGCCGUAUUAUCGCAAAGGUGAAUCGGUGUCCGGAAUUAAAAUCUAUUGGUAUCGUGAACUUGAACAAGUUCCAAAGUCGUUUUCUAUUUAUUUGGCACAUGAGUUCUUCGAUGCGCUUCCUGUGCAUCAGUUUCAACGAAAUGACGACAAAUGGCGCGAAAUUUUGGUAGACGUUGAUAAAACAAAGGAGAACAGUUUUCAAUUUGUAUCGUCGAAUGUGGUGACGCCGAUGUUGAGUGUGUUUUUAAGUCGUCCGUGGAUUGAUAAAAACUCUCUUCCACGACAUGUCGAAUAUUCAGCGGACACUGAGAGAACUGUUGACAUUAUGGCCGGUCGCAUUGAAGAAUGUGGAGGAAUUGGCUUGAUCAUUGACUAUGGCCAUUCCGGUGAAAAGGGUGAUACAUUCAGAGCCUUCAAGAAUCACAAAUUGCAUGAUCCCCUAUUGGAGCCAGGCUCUGCUGAUUUAACGGCUGACGUGAAUUUUGCCCACAUCAAAUCGGUUGCGGAACAAAAUGAACGCGUCAUAACAUUCGGUCCAAUUGAGCAGAGCGACUUUCUCCAUCGAAUGGGAGGUGAGGCGCGACUUGCAACUCUUAUGGAGAAAGCGGCAUCACCAGAAGAUGCGGAUUCGCUCAAGUCUGGCUACAACAUGUUAACUGAACCCACAAAAAUGGGUUCACGGUUUAAAUUCUUUGCUAUGUUUCCGAAAGUCUUGGAAAAUCAUUUGAGUAAAUUUCCAGCUAACGGAUUUUUUGAUACGAAUCUGAAAAUUAACUGAAAUGUCUAGUCGUUAAUCUGUUGUAAUAAGUUUAUUGUUUAAAAAUCGAAAGUUUGAUAAAAUAAAUGAAUUUGAAAAGUUG
Messenger RNA from Contarinia nasturtii (swede midge), 1625 nucleotides. Its product is annotated as protein arginine methyltransferase NDUFAF7 homolog, mitochondrial. NCBI's taxonomy places the organism in Eukaryota, Metazoa, Arthropoda, Insecta, Diptera, Cecidomyiidae. The record is from RefSeq and is a predicted model, not a curated record. The transcript has 4 exons. Gene Ontology annotation, cellular component: mitochondrion. The coding region runs from base 200 to 1543 and encodes 447 amino acids. Gene Ontology annotation, biological process: mitochondrial respiratory chain complex I assembly. Gene Ontology annotation, molecular function: protein-arginine omega-N symmetric methyltransferase activity.